AACAAACUGUUCGUCUUGCGCGGUUGUCGGUGUCGGCUUUGCAAGCCCCCCUUGCCCGCCUGCCAGCCAGCCAGCUAGCCAGCCAGCCGCCAGCAGAGUGGAAAAGUGUUGGAGCGAUGGAAAUUGGGAAACGCUAGACCCCCGAUCUGCGUGCCGCAAAAGUCGUAGUGUGGUUUGUUGCUGGCGCGUGAUGUGCCUCGUCGUAGUUUUGUGUGUUGUGUGUAGUGUUGUUUCCACUAUCUAGCGUCUCCCAGUGUGGCGGAGGGUGGUGUGAGGGCCGGCAUCAGCAGGAAGUACUAGCGAACCACCCGCCCCAUAUCACGGUGGGUGAUUGUGAAAGUGAAACCGUUCGCAAAGGACCACAGGCACAACAACGCGCCGUGGGGUCGUGUUAUUGCGGCAGCAUAACGCAACAAACAGCAGCAACACCAACAGCACCAACAGCAGCAGCAGUAGCAGUAGCAGCAGCAGUAGGCCGAACGUUGCUAGGGAGAGGGGGCUGUGGUUGGUCGUGAUGACUUUCGUCAAAGAUCCCUGUGGUAUCGUGUGCGUGCUGGUCACGUACAUGGCCGUCCUGUACGCGGACUAUGUCGUAACACACUGGAUAAUUCUGCAAACAAUGCCCAACAGCUUAUGGGCCCCGUUUCAUGUGGUGGCAUUUAAUACCAUCGUCUUCCUGCUGGGGAUGGCGCACCUGAAGGCCGUCCUGCUCGAUCCUGGCACUGUUCCGCUGCCACAGAUUCGGAUCGACUUUUCCGACCUGCACGCGGAGAAAAGCUACGGCCACGAGCGGGGCGAAUGGACGAUGUGUACGCGCUGUGAGACUUACCGACCACCGAGGGCACACCAUUGUCGCAUCUGUAAGCGGUGUAUACGCCGUAUGGACCACCACUGUCCCUGGAUUAACAACUGUGUCGGUGAACGGAAUCAGAAGUACUUCCUGCAGUUCCUGCUGUACGUUUGCGCUCUGGCCGUGUACUCGGUGUUUCUGAUUGUGAUCUCGUGGCUCUACCCGUGCCAGGAUUGCCAUGUGGAUGUGGCACAGGCACAGAGCCGCAUGAUGCACAGCGUGCUGCUGCUGCUGGAGUCGGCCCUGUUCGGGUUGUUUGUGAUUGCGAUCAUGGUCGAUCAGAUGCACGCCAUCCUGUACGAUGAAACGGCUGUCGAGUCGGUACAGCAGAAGGGACCGUAUCGUAGCAACCGGCCCAAGAUGGCUCUGCUUGCGGAAGUGUGCGGUCGAGGCAAUCCAAUGCUGUGGAUGCUGCCCUGUGCGUCGCUCAAUCGCAAGCAUCACGAUGUACCGCUACUCAGCCAUGAUGUUUAAGCAAAAUCGGGACGGAAACGGAGAACGUCGGACGAUAAUGACCUGAACACCGCACAGUGGCUAACCGCUUUGGUGUAAGGUAAAGGCUGAUAAAAUGUUGUGGGCGCGGCCAUGACUGCAGCCCGGGGUUCACACCGCACCCCACACCGCGUAAUCAGGGCGCCACCUUCAUAACCGAGCGCAAUUAGCAUGCUGCCGUGCAUUUACAAUCGUUCCUCGUUUUCCCAUUAGCAUUUCUCUCUCGCCCCCUCCCCCAUUGUGGUGUGCAUGUGCAUGUGAUGGGCUCAUUCGCAUUCUCGAGGUUCCUAGUGGAAUUAGCCGCAUAUGGUGCAUUAAACCGUGUAACCGGAUCCGACGACAGCCUGUUUGCGAGAGCCAGACCUUGCCUAAGGUUUCUGUCGUCCUGCCUGCUAUUCCGAUGAAGAUGCUUCAAAGGUUUCGUCUGGCAAAGUGCGCCAAGUUGGGAAGCCAAUUUUUGACAAAGACUUUACUGAAAUAUGAAGCACACACUCUGCUGAACUGAGCAAUAGAAUUGAUGUAUUUGACUCACCACAGCCUACUACUACUCUGCCUAUGCUCGGCUCGGAUUGACUUUUCACAUUUACUGCUAUUCACUCGUUUUUGGCCCAAAUCGACGCCAUUGUUGUAAAUACAGCCAUUCCCAUCCACUAGCCCAAAAUCCUUUCUUGUGUACGCUGCGCGGUGAAUUGAUUGAAGGGAAGACGCACUGGAACCUCCAUGCAAUGCAUCCCGGAACACUCAAGGGAACCACGGCAUAGACCGACGAGCAAUAGGAGCCCGCAGUUCUCCAUAUUGUUGAUUAUUUUGUAGCAUUAAUUUAAUGCACCACUGCGCCUUUGGUGUUACAACCUUAAUUUAGUUGAUUGUUAUGUUAAUAGGUUCCUGUGUGUCUGUCUCUUGUCGCGAGACGGAGGCGGGCCCGCGAGAGAUUUAUAUGGUUGUGUGUGAUUGUGUACAUAAAAUAGACGCAAGUGACGAAUGCGUGGUUUUCGCAUGAUUUCUACCAAAAAAAAUCCUAUGUGCGGUAUUCCUAUUUGGACAUUAAGCGAUGGACUGGCUUUCGUUCUCUCGACCUUUGGUGCUUGGUUUAGCUAUUUUUGUCAACGACUUAAGUUAAGUAAGGGCAAGCUGUGUGACUGCUUUGCGUAGAAUGAGUGUGUUUCUUUUUUUGUUUUUAAUUAGCUGUAACAUUUCGAUAAUAGAGGCCGAAGAAGCCUCGCCUGUGACGCACUCAUAGAUAAGUGUAAACGCUGCCACCCCGGGUAUAAUGUAGUGACGAGCAAUAGCGAGCACACUGGUGUUGUCGUCGUCUCGCGAGCGAUAGUAUUCUGGCAUCCUUCUGUAAAUAACGCGGAUAAUCACGGUUCACGAUAUAAGUGUAGCAUUUUUUUAAAUGAAGCGAUACCGGUUUCGCUCUUCAACCUUCAACGUGUGUAGCUUUUUUAAAGACUCUCCACAACUUACCCCAAACAAGGAACCAAUAGCGCAACAACCAAUUAUAGCAACACACCGCACCGGACCGAGGCUGGAAAUGGAAUAACUUUUUUGGUACGCCUCUCAACAAGAGGUACGUAAACCUCCGACAACAAAAACAAUCAUAGAAAAAAGGCAUCUUUUGAGCAAACUGCCGUACCGGUAUUAACUUGUUCCAUUUUGGAUGUAUAACAUUUUGAAAAAGAAGGUAUGUUUGUGAGCAUGGUGUGCGGAAUAGCAAUAGAUAGAGAGAGGGAGAGCGGGAGAAGGGUUGGGGAAAUGGAUCAAAAGCUGGGAACAGAGCUAAAUAUCAUUAAGAAUUAUUGUAUUUUUAUCGAGCAUAGAAGAACCGUACAGUCUUUCCAAGUGCGGUAUGGUCACGGAAUGUUUGAUGAUGGCACGUGCGGCGAAGAACAAGAAACAGAUGAAACCUGCAUCAAUUAUAUUUUUUUGUGGUCUGCAACAAUAAAUGUAUCAACUGAUGUGCAAUUGA
Molecule: messenger RNA, 3311 nt
Organism: Anopheles aquasalis
Lineage: Eukaryota; Metazoa; Arthropoda; Insecta; Diptera; Culicidae
Gene: Dnz1
Product: DNZDHHC/NEW1 zinc finger protein 11
Molecular function (GO): palmitoyltransferase activity
Source: RefSeq, a predicted model, not a curated record